CUGCGACGGCGGAGAAGAGGCCUUACUUUGUGCUUCUAUAUUUCGUUCGUUUACACUCUCAGUCAAUUCUUCCAAAAUGUCUGCGCAAUUCCAACAUCCCUUGCAAUGCCUCCGUUUGGUGCAGAGGUCACCUACGAACAUUCUGAUAGGGUCAGCGGGCUCCAAGCUGUACUCCUACUCCGCAGAGACUGGCCAGCGACUGGCGGUUUGGCCAGCAGAUGUCGCUUCGAGUGAAACCAACCCUGUUGACGCAGAGUCCACUGCCGAGCAGGGGCCCCCAGAGAAGAAGCGGAAGGUCUCAUCGUCAGAAUCCCAAUCAAUCGAGAAGCCUGCCUGGUCAAACAUCCCCAUAGUAAUUGGCACUUCGAACGGCGAGCACAUAGUUGCGCUUACCGCCGAAGAUAAGUGCGUCCGUGUCUUCCAGCUUCAGGAAGAUGGUUCUUUUGUUCAACUGAGCGAGAGAGCCAUGCCCAAGCGACCCUCCGCCAUUACCCUCACUGAUGACGACAACACUAUCCUGUGUGGUGACAAAUUUGGAGAUGUCUACUCGUUGCCACUGAUCCCAGGCGACAAGAUUCCUGUGGUUACGAAAGCCCUCAGAAGCGCAAAACUCAGCCAUCCGGCGGCAACAAACCUGACCGUGCAUACGAAGGGCAACCUACGAGCCUUGGAACAACAAUUACGUCUAGCGAGCGAAGGAAAGAGGGAUGAGAAGUCCUCUGGACCGAUUUUCGAACACAAAGUCUUGCUUGGCCAUGUGUCGCUGCUCACGGACAUGGCUUAUGUCUCGCUUCCGGUGGAUGGAAACAAGAAGCGCAGCUACAUCCUGACCGCCGACCGAGAUGAACAUAUCCGUGUCUCCCGUGGUCCUCCUCAAGCCCAUGUCAUUGAAAACUACUGCUUGGGCCAUACUUCAUUCAUCAGCAAGCUUUGUGUGCCUCAGUGGGCACCCCAGUAUCUCGUUUCUGGCGGAGGCGACAACUACCUGCUCGUUUGGAACUGGGCUGAAGGCCGUAUUCUCCAGAAGGUUUCCCUAGUAGACGAGGCAUCGGAAGCUACAGAGGUUGCAGUGCAGGGUAUCUGGGCGACAACCCUUGGAGACCUGCGUAUCAUCCUUGUCGCACUUCACGGAUCAUCCCGUCUGCAAUGCUUCACGCUGGAAUCCGACGGCACCCUGAAAACACAAGCCUCCAUCCAACUCUCCGGCAACGUCCUCGACCUCACCCCCGUCGAGAAAGACAACACUAUCCUUGUCUCCGUCGACUCUAUCCGCCAGUCUGACUCCACUCAAGAAUGGAGAGCCAGCCCCGCCUCCCCCUCCACCCUGGUUGAAGCAUUCCACGUCAAGAGCGGCAACGACAGCUUGGAAUGGGAGCCGACCGCGGCGUCUGUGACCGAUAAGAUCAACUCCACCGGUACGGAAGAAGUCCCAGCCACCACGGAGGAGAAGCAACGGAAGGAACUGAACGACUCGCUAUAUGGAUUGGGACAUCUUCGGAAGAGGAAGGGUGAAGAUGAGUGAAAGGGGGAGAUAGAGGAAGAAAAGUUUGGUCUUUUGCGAAUAGAUAAUAGUAUACUCGUCGCGAGGAAUGUAUAUACCUGUCAACCGUCAACGAGUUCUUGAAAUGCUUUUGCUAGCGGUCUAUGCAUUUUACUUGCUAUCGUU
Molecule: messenger RNA, 1666 nt
Organism: Aspergillus neoniger CBS 115656
Lineage: Eukaryota; Fungi; Ascomycota; Eurotiomycetes; Eurotiales; Aspergillaceae
Gene: trm82
Product: putative tRNA methyltransferase
Exons: 3
Coding region: 77-1522 (481 amino acids)
Biological process (GO): RNA (guanine-N7)-methylation
Cellular component (GO): tRNA methyltransferase complex; cytosol; nucleus
Molecular function (GO): protein binding; tRNA (guanine(46)-N7)-methyltransferase activity
Source: RefSeq, a predicted model, not a curated record